This is a messenger RNA of Aspergillus ibericus CBS 121593, 2207 nucleotides long. RefSeq lists its product as uncharacterized. The record is from RefSeq and is a predicted model, not a curated record. NCBI's taxonomy places the organism in Eukaryota, Fungi, Ascomycota, Eurotiomycetes, Eurotiales, Aspergillaceae. The transcript is spliced from 3 exons. The coding region runs from base 1 to 1968 and encodes 655 amino acids.
AUGUCGUCCACCAAAGCUGUGACCACCGGGCGGAAGAAAGAUGCCAUCCACUUCGUCAAUGCGCGCCCAGCCUCAGAGACCGAACGGAUCAAGAUCCAGCGGCUGGUCCGCGCCCACGUGGGCAAAUGGAUCUCUGACCAGACCAAGGAUCGCUCGUCCGGCGCGGACUCGCCGGAAAGUAGCCAGCCCCCCUCGACGCCAGACCCCUCCAGUCAUUCUCCUCCCCUGCCUCCACCCCCGCCCGGCAUCGGUCACCAUUUAUUGACUCCUCCGCACUGCUCGCCAUCGCCUGCCUCUCUGACGCCUCCUGCUCUCCCUUUGACUGCCCUCUCACGCAACUCCCCCGGAACACCCGCCCGCCAUAGUUUUUCAAUCUCCCCUCCCCCACAUGAGCAUGGCCUUUCCGACCAUCUGCCCGCUACCGAGGGCUGGGCAGGCGAGUCUCAUAUCCACUUUGAUCCGGAUGAGAUGGAGCUAUCUCCCGCAACUUCCUGGCAGCUCCAGCAACAGAAUCUAGAAGGAAGUCUUUGGGACCAAAGCGAGACUACAUCAAGAACUACGUCUCCGGAAUCCCUCAGUCCACCGGACCGCUCGUCAGCUACACCCCCGGAGUACAUUGAGAGUUUCGGCUGUACCGCCGUGGAUCCGUUUCAUAUGAAUCCAAUGGAUAUGGCAAGAACGGAAGUUGCCGCCACGGAAGAAUAUUGUCUGUACGUAUUGUGGCCUGGCCUUACACCUGUUUCUCCUGGCCAAGAAACGCGGCCAGCCAGCUGCAACUGGCUACCGCUGGCUUUACAGGAUCGAACUCUGUUUACAGCUUUCGUGUUUGGCUCUCUGUCUCACAAACGCGUCCGGUGGGUGAAUGGCUGGAUUUCACGGGACUCCUUUCAGCCGGAAGAGCAGCGGAUCUUGCAGUACUGUGAAAUGGAGACCAUCAAGAACGUCACCCGGGAAGUCAGCAAUCCCAACCGAGCGGUGUGCGAUGCAGUGAUUCUGAGCGUAGUUUGCAUGGCACAUAAUGUCGCUGAAGAUAAUGGACGGGGACUUCAUCUGACGUCACCGUUUGAUCCGCCACUACCACGCCUGCAGUGGCUUGAUAUCUACGGUGCCCUCCCUCCGAACUUGGUUCAUAUCAAAGGUCUGGUGCAGAUGGUGCGAUUGCGGGGUGGUCUUCAGAACUUGACACUGCCUGGGCUAGCCGCAACCCUGUCUUUUUCCGACGUUGUGACAUGCAGCACUUUCCUCAUGCCCCCGGUGUUUCCAUUUAUGCCUCUCCACAGAGACCGGCUAGGCCUCAGCCUGCAGAAAAUGCUAGGGUUCACGCCCGUAGAUAUUGAGCGCCGAUACGCCCCCCUUCGAGAUAUUGGUCUCACCUCCGAUCUAGUGGAGGUCUUGUACGCCAUGCACAUCUACACGAAAGUCGUCGAGGAGCAUCUGAAGGCCCACUUGGUCAAUCCCGAUUAUUCCCUCAUCGCAGACCAACGCAACCUGACUCAUCAUACCCUCCUUUCCCUACCGGCCGCCAGCCAACUGGACGGCUUCGCCGCUUACCAACCUCAGGAAAUCAUCUACGAGGCCUGCCGCAUCGCCGCCCUCGUUUUUGGCGUCGGCGUCGUUUUCCCUCUGCCCGCACAGAGUACCCCUCUGGCCCAACUCGCCAAACUGAUUCAAAACGUACUUCAAAUCUCCGACCUCGCAUCGACCUGGAACCACCCACAGGCCCGAAUCGCUCUCUUUUGGGUCCUCAUGAUGGGCGGCAUCGCCGCAGACGACCAACCCGAGCGAUCCUGGUUCGUGCAUGUCCUCAGCCAAGCCGCCGCCAGCCACGGGAUUGGCUCGUGGUCCGACGCGCGUAAACUCCUCGGCCUCAUGGUUUGGUACGACCGGGCUUGCGACCGAGCCGGCAGCGACCUCUGGACGGAGGUGAAGCAAUCACUGAUCAAAAUGGAGGAAUUGUCGCCAUCAUAAUACAUCAUCAACUGGCACGUGCGCGCAUGCCGAGAACAAUAUCUUCUCUCUUCCUCUUUAAUCUAAUUUACCACCUGCCACGUGGAUCCCGGAACCCUGGAUAGGAUAUGAAUUACGAGAUUAUGAAGCUGACGCACCGGAUGAUGUGAUGCGCCUGCUAGGUACCUAUCGAUCAUCAAUACUGCAGUAUAUUAGACCUGUGUGUAACUAUCUCAAUACCUAUGUAAAUGAAGACCUGA